UCUGUAUCACUCCAUCUGUGUCAUUACUGUGAAUAAGCAGGGAGCGGCAGGAAGGAGGAGAGCUAGAGGACAAAGACGGACGAGAAGCAACCAAACAGAUUUGCUAAAAUCUUAGCUGAGCAUCCUCCUUUCACAGAAGCAGUAUGGCUGACGGCAUGGUUACUCUGGCUGAAGUUGAGACUGCCUUCCAGAAGUUUGCCGUUCAUGGAGACACCAAAGCCACAGGAAAGGAGAUGCAUGGCAAGAACUUUGCUAAGAUCUGCAAAGACUGCCACAUCACAGACGGCAAGAACGUGACCACUACAGAUGUAGACAUUGUUUUCAGCAAAGUCAAGGCAAAGUCAGCUCGUGUAAUCACAUUUGAGCAGUUCAACCAGGCUCUGACUGAACUGGCCCCCAAACGCUUUAAAGGCAAGAGCAAAGACGAGGCUCUCCAGCAGCUUUACGGUCUGCUCGCCGGGAAGGAACCUGCCAACGUUGGAGUCACCAAAGUGGCCAAGGCUGCAGCAGUGGACAGACUGACCGACACUACCAAAUACACCGGAUCCCACAAGGAGCGGUUUGACGAGUCAGGGAAAGGGAAAGGAAAGGCGGGACGUGCGGACAUCCCAGACACCAGUGGCUAUGUGGCGGCUUACAAGGGCACUGGAACCUAUGACGACAAAGUUAAAGACGCAUAAAGGAGUCUCUAUCCUAAUUCAGAAAUGAUCGAAAUUAACACUAUUUUCUGUGAAAGUAAAGGGGCAUGUAAAAUGAAAGAAAUGUUCUGUAUAUUAUUUCCUUUUGUGACCAAAGACAAAAUGCUUGCUUUAUGCAAAACAUUUUUUUUAAUACUCUUAACUGUGUGCCUUAAUUUAGUUAUUGCAGCUAAUGUACAUGCUCUGAAAUAUGGCUCUAUUCUAAAUGAUCUCAAUACACUGACUGGUACAUUUAAGUGCUUCCAAAUCUCCAAUAUUUUAAGUUUCCUUGUAGUGCAAAGGUGGUGUUUUGCUUUAAGAACAAGCGGUUCCUUGUUUCCUGUAUUAGCCUGCAUGAGGAAGAAAAAAUCAUUGUCUGGGAUAUUUAAAAAUAAAACCAAGAUAUAAAAAACAUCAAGCACAUUUUUGGGUGUACCAAGAAAGCUAAAAUGCAAAGAUGCAAUGUAAACAAACACAGUUUCUAGAAACGCAGGCAAGUUAGAACUCAUGACCAUAUAAGAAGUCUAGGUACAUAAAAAAUCUGUAACUUGUACAUUUAAGAACUAUUUGACCAAAUCUGACACAAAUUCUGACACAGAAUUGAUAUAAAUAGUGCUUUUUACAUGUUCUAGUAUAUUACACUCGAAGACAGCAUCAGGUACAGGUCUUCUUGGUACUCAAAAUAAGCUUGGCGGUUCAAAACACAUGUAAUGCAAAUUUGUGAAAGAAUUUAUUUGAAAGGAAUGAUGCAUUGACAAGCAUUUAUUUAAAUAAACCAGAGUACUAACAACAAA
Molecule: messenger RNA, 1471 nt
Organism: Oryzias latipes (Japanese medaka)
Lineage: Eukaryota; Metazoa; Chordata; Actinopteri; Beloniformes; Adrianichthyidae
Gene: tppp2
Product: tubulin polymerization-promoting protein family member 2
Biological process (GO): microtubule bundle formation; microtubule polymerization; positive regulation of protein polymerization
Cellular component (GO): microtubule
Molecular function (GO): tubulin binding
Source: RefSeq, a predicted model, not a curated record